Molecule: messenger RNA, 623 nt
Organism: Puccinia graminis f. sp. tritici CRL 75-36-700-3
Lineage: Eukaryota; Fungi; Basidiomycota; Pucciniomycetes; Pucciniales; Pucciniaceae
Exons: 3
Coding region: 1-552 (183 amino acids)
Source: RefSeq, a predicted model, not a curated record
AUGGGAUUCUCGGAACGUUCUAAGAAAGCUUUGCUCGCCACCACUGCUGGUUUAACUCCAGACUCUACUCAAUCUACCUCCCCUCCCCCUCAGUCUACUUGGGAAGUCGACGAGGAAGAUCCGCAUCCAUUCCUCCAAUUUAUCUUCAAUUAUAAACCGAGAGCUAUCUUGGAAGCCGAAGGGAUCAUUCCGAGAGCAGGUGGACCGGCUGGAUCUUCUCCACAGUCAAGAAAUAUCAGAUAUGUUGAUGUGGAUGAUGAGAUUUCAGUCGUCAAGAGGAAGACAACAGCUAAAGAAGAAAAGAAACCAAACCUGAGGGAGAACCCAAUCGAAAUCAAAUCAGAUUCAGAUUCAGAAUCAGAAGACCAAGAACAAGAUCACAAAAAGAAACAUGAUCAUCAGAAGAACAAACGGAUCGAGAGGGCGAAUAAACAGGUCACUCCAGCUGAGACUGACUCCAAACCUACUUCCAAAUUGCAGACUGUAAAUCAGAAAACUGGGCACUCCCAAAAGCCUAAUUUCUUGGACUUGACCGGGUCUGAUACCGAGUAAAAUGCACGUGUCAUCUUGUAUACUCGUCCUCCUCAUUAUAGGGCUUCCAAUCUGAUCCCCCCCCCCCACCC